Messenger RNA from Drosophila erecta, 2937 nucleotides. RefSeq lists its product as uncharacterized. NCBI's taxonomy places the organism in Eukaryota, Metazoa, Arthropoda, Insecta, Diptera, Drosophilidae. The record is from RefSeq and is a predicted model, not a curated record. The coding region runs from base 267 to 2912 and encodes 881 amino acids. The transcript has 5 exons.
CGUGGGCGGUCAGCUGUUAUUUCCGAUAGGCAGCCGCAUCUGCUGCUAUCGAUUGGCGGCAACACGGAAUGUUUUUACAAUAUUUAUUAGAAUAAUAAGAAUAGUUAAUAUUUCAUUAAUACAAAUACCCACCGGGCUAUCAAAUCGCAUGCAAUUUGCGAGGAAGUGGACAAGAAACGGACCAUUAAACUUUAGAGGCUAUUUUGUAUUUCUGAAAGGUAAUUCAACACCUUUGGAGUUCUUUUGUUUCGAAAUUUGUUUAAUUAAUGGCUGAUCAGGAAAGCGAAGAAAAAAAGGAGGCGAUCGGGGAGGGGAGCACAAAAUCCAGAGAGGAACAAGGGCUACCCGAAGCAUUGGAGGAUUUGAUGGAUCUGGAAGACCAGGGCGUGGGCGUGAUGAAGUCAAGCGAUAAGAAUAAAUCUAUGGAUUUGGAUAUCUACGACGAUUUGUACGAGAUGGAGCCUGCAGGUUCAGCAAAACCCGAGGAAAUUGACAAAUCUCUUGAACUGGACAUCUACGAUGAUUUGGACGACUUCCAGAAGGCCGAAGAUCGUAAAACCAAGGAGCUGCAAGAAUGGGAAGCCAAAUACGAAAAGGCGCUGACCGAAAUUGAUGCGCUAAAGGCCGAAAAUAAGGCACUCGGAAAGAAGAUAAAAACCAUGGAGGUUAAUCUGCAGAAUCUACUGGACACAGCCAAGGCGGAGGUUAAGAGAAAAGAGACACUGAUUUCCGAGCUGCGAAACGAAAAAGACGAUGUAUGCUUCCGGCGAAAACGAGCGAGAGCGUUUGAAGUGCCAGGGGUAAAGGAACCCGAGAGUAAGCGUCCGAAAGAAUUUCAACCGAAACCAAUCGUUGCCAAGAGGGAUAUAGAAACGGAUAGAAAUCCGUUCAAAACAGCUGAAAAAGACGGCGCUAAAAAGUUCGCUGUUAAAGAUGAUGCUAGGAAGAUGAUAACCACAGAAGAUGUCGCUAAGAAAGUUGUCUUAAAAGAUGUUAAAAGGGGGACGAUGUCUAAGGAUGAUAAUAAGAAGCCAGCCUUUAAAGAUAAUGGCAAGAAGUCGUCCUCAAAGGAUGAUGCUACUAAAUCUAGCACAAGAGAAGACGCCAAGAAAUCGGAGCAAAGAAGCAAGCCUCUCAGGCCGGAAAAUUCUAAGACCACCGAUCGAAAAUCUACUACACAGACUCGUCGUCUAGAAAAUAGACACAGAUCUAGAGAUCGACACCAUAGCCGCAGUCGGAGUCCAAAACAUAGUUCCCGCCGAGAUCAACCCAAGAGCCAAGAAAGCAGUUUCCGGCACGCCAAACGCCGAAGCCAUUCCAUAUCGCCCAGCAAGAUACAUUUGCCACGAGAAAAAACCAAAGCCAUCACCACACUUACUAGCGAUGAAGCAAAUGACCAACGCAGCAAGAGCCCGAUCCACGUGUCCACCAAACUGAUAAAUGAGUCCCAACCGUCUAGGAAAGACGUUUCUAAGCGAAUAGAUGCUGCCUUAGAAACCAAUGCAAAUCCCUCAAGCGAACCAAAGGUACUAAAGAAUGAUAUUGCUCAAACGACAGUUGGUUUAACUUCUGAAGCUUGUAUUCCAAAACAUGUUAUUAUUCCGGGUUUAAACUUAAUUAACCCAGAAUCUGAGGAUUUUUGUAAAAACGAAAUCGGGUUGGAUAAACGAGAAAAAAAUCCUGUAAAAGAGUUAUCGAAUCAUACAAAAGACUCUGGUCACGAACUAUUAAAAAAGACGUCGAAUCAAAGAGUUGUAAUAGUUGAAAAAUGUAAAAACAUUUCAGCAGAAGAUUGUCCAGCAGAUGCCCAACACCUGGACGAACUUAAGGAUGCAAGAGAAGUUAAAGAGCCACUGGCAAAGUUAGACAAAAAAGAGCCAUUUGCAGUUGAAACUGUUGUGGAAACGGCUAAAAACGAAGAGAGAAAUGUCGAUGUAGCCUUAUCAAAGAAUCUGACGCCUCUAACUGAUGUGUGUUCUCAGCAUGAUGAGAAUGAGAAAGCGGGCUCAAGAAAAGAGAACAAAGAACCGACGGAUGAAGUAAGCUGCGUUGUCAAGUCUGACAUGGGAGUAAGGAUUAUCGAGGAUAUUCGGUUGCCAAAGAUGGCGAAUAUCGACCACUUUGCUGUUAAGGUCGACAAACAGGGCGAGCCGCCAACGGCCUUCACAAAUUCCGCGUCAAAUCAGCAGAAUCUAGCCACACAAGACAAAAACAUUUGUUGUGCAGAGUUGAAAGAUCCAACUCCUCUUAGCUCCGCGGACGAAACUCCCAUUAAGUCUGCUACUGUUUUAUACGCCAAGCCCGAUUCAACAAAAGUUGAUCACAGCGAUGAACAUGACGAGGUUAUUCUGGAAGCUGCGAUGGACAUACUGACGAACGAGCAGGAUGCGGCGAGGGUUGCAGAUCCCACCUAUCCCAAUAUGCGGAUCGCAGAAGACGCCAUUGAGAUGGCACUGGAGGAAUUGCACCAGCAGUCACCGGACGAAACUGUAGUGACCUCAACGUCGAAUAGAGCUCCGCAGACGCCAAAGCAAAGCCUUAUCACGAUUCUCACCCAGUCUCCAAGCCAGCGCGGUCCCAUAAAAUCCCAAACGAAAUCGAAGACUGUGUCACCAAUGGCAACACCAAAGAAGCAGGCCACAGAGAAAACCCCGCUGAAAAAGAGAAAAGUCAACAUGGACAGUGCGCCGCAUCUGGAAGCCCCCAGCUUGGAUGUCACCAUCGACGAAACUUUGGGAGCUAGCCUGCAUGACGAGAGCUCAACUGUGACCAAACGCUGCUCUCUGGGCCACACAGAUUACCAGUACGAACAGAUAAAGGACGAGGUUAUUUUACGAGUGAAACGGCGGGGUCGCCGACGAAAACCAACACCUAUGGAAUUACACACUGGUGCUGCCGACGAACCAAUUUGAAAUACAUUUGUAAUCAAUUUCAAUU